AUGUACAGCAGUCUAAACAAUAAUUCUCUGGCACAGCCUGUUGAAAGUCCGCAUCCUCAUUUAUUUUCCAUCAACCAGAAGGUUUACCGGAAAAGACCAAGGGUUGAGGAUACUGUCAAUGACAUUAUUCGUCAAGCAAAACACAAUAACACAGAUGGGUCAAACCCUUGUUCAACGAAUCCCUACCGACCUUGGAGAAGUAUUCGUGACUUGUCUUCUGAUAUGUAUGGACAGGGGGCGAUAGCAAGUGUGCAAAGCUUUUACAAUUCCAACGGAAAUCUUCAUGAUCAGAAACCACUAGAUUGCUCACUGAUGCCAUCCGAACUAACCCCACAGCAUCGUUGUAGCUACAGCAGUUCAGAUCAAUUUAAUGAGCGACCAAAGUUUUCACGACUUAUUAAUGAUUGCGCUUUGUUGGCACAACCGUCGGAUAAUGAAGAUGACCAACCCCAUAUUUCGUCAAGCGCUUGUAGUGCCUCAUUUAAUUGCAAUUGCAAUGAAACUUCCCGUAAAACUUGGCUGAACCCCUUCCAUGCGACCAGUCAUUUUAAUCAUCCCGGAAAUCCCUUAGGAUCUUCUUACCCCACGGGAUAUUCGACAUGCAGUCAAAGUGGACUUCUGCCGAGGAAUUCUUCUGAUUGGCAUUGUUGGCGGUUCCGAAAUCGGCCCUAUCUCGAGACCGCCUCCCCCAUUCACGAACCCACUCCACCAAAAAACGUCUUUUCACCUUCCUCCCGAUUUCCAAAUAAUGACCCCCUUAGUUCAAAUUAUCUUGAACCGUUUAGCCACAUUCAAGAUCUCACAGGAAGGGUGGCUGAUUGUCGUUCUCUGUUUCAUGACUGUCGGUCCCCAUUCUUAGCAGAAAGUCAUUUAGGUAUUCUUGAAGAUGACCGCCUGCUUGGUAACCUAUACGCCAGUCAUAAAGCCGAUAAGUCAAAACACUCUGGAGCUGGAGAAAGGAGGAAUGGAAGUUUAUCUAGCUCCCUAAUCGCGGACCUUACAAAGGACUGGUCACCACUGGCAAUUUGUCGUGAUGAUGGUGGUAACGUACGAAAGGAUCGGGCACAGUCUGUAUCCAUACAGACUGAGAAUAUUCCCUCAACGAAUACGGCAGUUCAGACGGAUGACUAUCUAGUCGUUUGCAAGGAAUGUAAAAAGCUUCGUUCAACCCUCGAUAGAAUCCUUCACAAUCAAAUGAAUCGUCUUGAUUCGACCGUCCCCCAUGCCAACUUAGAACACUUCCGCACCUCAACUCCCCGUCUCCCCUCAAACUCUUCCCAAAUUUGCACCAAUGAUGCUGGCAUUGGCUUUAUUUCACCCGUAACUAACGGUACUUGCACAGUUUCGGAUUUCCAAAAGAGUGUAAGGACCGGUCCUCCGAUGUUAUUUGCGAAAAACAAAAACGGUCGCCUACUCUGCAAAGGCUUGAACCUCUCAGGCUCUAAUGAGGAUUGA
Echinococcus granulosus is the source of this 1455-nucleotide messenger RNA. RefSeq lists its product as hypothetical. NCBI's taxonomy places the organism in Eukaryota, Metazoa, Platyhelminthes, Cestoda, Cyclophyllidea, Taeniidae. The record is from RefSeq and is a predicted model, not a curated record. Bases 1 to 1455 code for a protein of 484 amino acids. The transcript is spliced from 7 exons.